AUGAGUAAGGCAGCGGAGUUCAAAGCUUUGGGGGGCUGCGGCUCUCGCGCCUUCUCUCUUGUCUGCAUUCUUCCACUACUUUUCUACAGUGGCUUUGUGCUCACGGAGGAGGCAGCUGGAGGGUCAGCGGCUGCUCAAGAGGCGCGCUCCUGCCGCGCGGAAGCCGACACGACUGUGGUGUUUCAGGCCGAGGACAGUGAGCGGGGGUUGAAAUGCCCAGACGGAUGGAAACUGGAACCCAGUGACAAGUCCUAUGCGUACCAGGAGGGCAGCGAUUCCGAAAAGUCAUUGGAUGACAUCUUCACAGGGAGGAAGCUGAACGGAAGCAAGCCUGCAUUCUCCUCGACGCAUCCAGCCGGUGGCAACCGGAAGAAGGCGACCUGGUACUACAGAUGCAUUCGAGAAAACACUACCACUACAACUACCCCUACAACUCUCACUCCAACUCGACUGCAACCGCACUACAACUAUCACUACAACCACCAAAACAACCACCACUCCGGCACAAUCUACCACUGCAAUUGUCACCCUAAGUUCAGCCGUACUCCUCGGCAAGCUCGGAUGUCACUAAAGAGGACCCUGACGCUAGCGACACGCACAGCGGUGGUGGCGGAGGCAGAGGUGGAGGCAGAGGUGGAAUCGGCGGUUCUGGCCACACGACCGAUGACGACUCGGAAUUACGUGAUGAGAACGGCGAAACUAACCUACAGGGUUCGCAAGCCGGAGUGGUGGGAGGCAUUGGCGGUCAUGCUCAACAAGGACAAGAGUCUGGCUGACAAGCCUGAGGCCCCAGCCAAGAAUACCUCGUAUGUACUGCGAGUGGAUGAGCUGCCUGCAGAGCAGCAGGCCCUCUGCUACAAAUGCGUUGCCGCCUCGAAGGAUGGAGGACAUGAUGCACGAUCGGAGGAGGCCGCGCAGGAGUGCCGGGUGAAGAUCGCUGUGUCCUCAUCCGCUUUGUCGCCAUCGGUUUUAUCUGCUGUCUCGCUCUCUGCUCUUGGUUUCGUGGCACUUGCACUUGGUUCCCUUUAA
Besnoitia besnoiti is the source of this 1029-nucleotide messenger RNA. RefSeq lists its product as uncharacterized. Gene Ontology annotation, cellular component: membrane. The transcript is spliced from 2 exons. Bases 1 to 1029 code for a protein of 342 amino acids. The record is from RefSeq and is a predicted model, not a curated record. Lineage: Eukaryota; Apicomplexa; Conoidasida; Eucoccidiorida; Sarcocystidae.